AUGGAGCCCACCUUGCUCAAGGGCACCGGACUGCGACUGUCCACUGCGCUGAGUCACUUUAUCUGUAACAAAGGGAAGAGCAGCUGCAAGAAGGUUGCAGGGUUGAAGUCCCUGCUGCAGCCUUUCUCUGAGGCCUCUGUCAAACCCAAGGUGAGCGUGUACCCGGCGGCGCUCGGAGCCCACCCCAAACGGAAGACAUUCCUGGUUUGUCUGGCCUCCGGCAUGUUUCCUCCUCACGUUCGAUUCUUCUGGAAAAGACAGAAGGUGAACGGUCCUCUGGAGGAUCUUCCUGCUGAUGAGGAGCAGCUGGAGCUCACAAAGACGGGUCGGACCACCUCCAUCAGGACGGUUGACCCAGAUCCCCUCCUUGUGUACAACUACAGCUGCCAGGUGAAACAUGAGCACAUCGGGGUGGAGGCUACAACAAUAGCUGCUGUUUAUAAUCCCAACAUCCACUAUAUCCUACUACAAGAUUACACCAUCGACAUAUUGACUCAUCAGGGUUACCAUGGUAACCAGCCACCUAUUACCCCACCCCCACCCCACCCCCUUUCCUUAGGACUCUCUGGUCUUCAGCUUCAUCACCACUCAUGUUUCUUUGUUUUUCCAUUUCAGAGGUUUCUCCACCUCCAGCUCCUGGUUCCCAAAUGGUUCAGAGAGAAGCUGCUCCUGUUGCUGUACUCCCUGCUGACGGUGAAGAGCCUGGUACUCUGCUCUGGAAUCUCUGUGAUCAGGUGCUUCAGGAGCAUCGGAGUGUCCACCAGGAGCUCAUCUUAG
This is a messenger RNA of Nothobranchius furzeri (turquoise killifish), 777 nucleotides long. The record is from RefSeq and is a predicted model, not a curated record. NCBI's taxonomy places the organism in Eukaryota, Metazoa, Chordata, Actinopteri, Cyprinodontiformes, Nothobranchiidae.